Messenger RNA from Parascedosporium putredinis, 762 nucleotides. The record is from the annotation of a GenBank genome assembly. Lineage: Eukaryota; Fungi; Ascomycota; Sordariomycetes; Microascales; Microascaceae.
AUGGUCACUUCAAAGGUGCCGAAAACCGUCUCGAUAGAUGAACUGUACGACCUGACGGUUCUGACCAAUUACUUGGACUCCACCAAAUCGCUUGUUCCUUGGAUCGAACGGUGGAUGGCGCUUAUUAACAUCAACGAGAUCAAGAGCGAGUUUAUGGCGCAAUUCCUCUGGAUCGCGUGGGAAUUUGGCGCCAGGGACGAUUUUGUCGUCAUUGCACGCCGGAUGUUGAUGGAGUUAGAGGGAUCUGCUCUCGAGGAGUCCUUUUGCACAUUGGACCAAUCCAGACCACCAGACAUCAUGGAGAGGAUUCAGGCCAUUCGCCUCCAGACCUUCCAGGCCAUCCUCAACAUCUUUCGAGAGAUGGCUGACCAUUUAAUCGUCGUUGACGAGCGAGUCCGAUGGUGUCGAUAUCAUACCUGGAUGGGACACCACCGCUGCGAGUCCAUGAUCUUAGGGUCCAUGACAUUUUGCCUUACCCGAGCCGGGCUAUGGCCCAUUCCCGACGCCGAGGAGUUGGAUUGCAGCCUGUUGGAUCUCCAUCGCAAGCUUACGACUCUCGUCAUACAUGAUAUCGGAAAGACGGGUGACUCGAAAUCGGAGGCCAAUCACCACGAAUGCAAUCCGGGUCCCUUUCUGCUAGACCAAGUACAGCGAGUCAUGUCAGAGAUGCCGAGUCCGGUGUCUGCGUUCCAUAUUCAACACAUGGAGAAACAAGCGAAGGAUUUAUUAUCAAUUAGCCCGCCGACCCUACCUCCCUCAUGA